UAAACGUAUUUCUUAUCAUAUGUUUUUUAUUCGUUAUUGGCUAAAUAACACAGUGAAAUAAACAAGCUAAUUUGGCAAUACGAGGAAAAUUUAUAGUACCUCCAUAAGUAACAUCAAUUACGUUUGUCAUGAUCAGAGCAACACUUAAUCACACAUUUGCCAGCGUUAUCAACAGUCAAUUUUGAAAUGAAAUAACCGAAGUCUUUUGGAAUAUUAAUAUUUAAUAUUUGCAAUUUGGCGCCGUUAUAACAACGACGUGAACGUAGACGAAAUUCAAAAGGGUGAACACGAGCGGGUGACAGACAACUUGUUCCAUCAAUGUGGCGCCGGCGGUGAUUGAAUGAUAAAUUGGAUGUGUCCGUGAGCGGAGAUUUUGGCAUAGAGCACGAGUUAGAACGAUCGUUUUUCUGAGUAGAAAGAGAGAGCAAAUUCGAGUACGAUUACCUGAAAAGUUCGCGCACGUUGACGCUCUCAGAGAACUUCGUUAAUCUAUUUGAAUGACGAUGACAGUGUGCUGACCGUCUCACCGAUACGGGAGCUAUGGCGAACAUUGCGGCGCAGAGAAUCAAACGCGAAUUUAAAGAGGUUAUAAAAAGCGAAGAGGUUGCAAAAUGUGCGAUAAAGGUUGAAUUAGUAAAUGAUAGUUAUACUGAAUUAAAAGGUGAGAUUGCUGGUCCACCAGAUACACCGUAUGAAGGAGGUAAUUUUGUACUCGAGAUUAAAGUUCCCGAGACAUAUCCCUUCAAUCCUCCUAAAGUGCGAUUUAUAACAAAAAUAUGGCACCCUAAUAUAUCUUCGGUAACAGGUGCCAUUUGUUUGGAUAUAUUGAAAGAUCAAUGGGCUGCUGCUAUGACUUUACGUACAGUACUGUUGUCAUUGCAAGCUUUAUUAGCUGCGGCGGAGCCGGAUGAUCCGCAAGAUGCAGUAGUAGCCAAACAAUAUAAGGAACAUCCAGAAAUGUUCCGUCAAACUGCCAAACAUUGGACGUUUGUAUAUGCAGGUGGACCAGCAAAGAUGCCUGAUUUAGAUGACAAAAUAAGGCGACUAACAGAUAUGGGAAUUGAGGAACACAAUGCAAGAGUUGCUUUAUCCUCUUAUAAUUGGGAUUUGGAACGUGCCACUGAGCAGCUUUUCAGUUAGUGAUAACUGUAUAGUUAAUCUGUCAUAUAAAAGCACUGCUCAUUUUGUCAUUACAAAACUUCUGUAAUACCACACCCAAGUAUUGAUACCAUAGCAGUUUCAUAAUCAAAUUCAGCACUUGUAACGACAAUAUUUCAAUGGAAAAAAAACAUUCACGGGAAAUUGAUUUAAUAUCCUUGAAAUAAUAGUCAUUUAUUUAACUUGUAAGAUAGGCAUGAACAACAGUAAUUAAUAAAAUCUGUUAAGUCCAACUUGAUAGCCACAGUUUAAAGUCAAAUCUCAUCAAGUAAAAUUUCAUCUUUCGUUUAUUAAAAUUUUAAAUAAUGUUAUUUAAGCAACGAAAUUUUUUAUUGUUACAAGGAAGAAAUAAUGCAUUUAUCAAGAUUUUUUUUAACGGGAAAAAGAUAGAUUUACGUGUUAAACAU
Molecule: messenger RNA, 1565 nt
Organism: Nomia melanderi (Alkali bee)
Lineage: Eukaryota; Metazoa; Arthropoda; Insecta; Hymenoptera; Halictidae
Gene: Ubc4
Product: ubiquitin conjugating enzyme 4
Molecular function (GO): protein binding
Source: RefSeq, a predicted model, not a curated record